AUGGGCGACAAAUAUGACAAGAAGUCGGGCAUAUCGUCCAGGGGCACUCUGUUCGCCGGCCUGGUCUUUGGCUUGCUGCUGGGCACCUUUGUCCUGGGACCCCGCUUCAACAGCAACAGGCUGCGCUCCACAGGCGAGUGCCCCCGAACUCCCGCCGCCGCCGCCGCCUGCCGCCGCCUAGCACGGGUCCCCCAUGGCAAGGAGACGAAUGCGGCGCUGACUGCAGCGCUCAACACGCGCCAGCAGGAGAAGGAUGCGGUGCAGCAUGAGCUGGAUGCCACCAAGAAGCAGCGGGACGACCUGCAGAACGAGGUCAACAGCCUCAAGUCGUCAAAGGAUGAGCUGCAGAAGGAGCUAGACGCCGCCAAGCAGCAGAAGCAGGAGGUGGAGAACCGCGCCUCCUCCUCCGACACCACCCUCUCCUCCAUGAAGCAAAAGCUGAACGAUGCCAAGACCAAGCUGGAGGAGGCCACCAAGCACCUGUCCGAGAUCCCCGCCAGGUAG
Messenger RNA from Chlorella variabilis, 504 nucleotides. RefSeq lists its product as hypothetical. The transcript has 4 exons. Bases 1 to 504 code for a protein of 167 amino acids. NCBI's taxonomy places the organism in Eukaryota, Viridiplantae, Chlorophyta, Trebouxiophyceae, Chlorellales, Chlorellaceae. The record is from RefSeq and is a predicted model, not a curated record.